AUCCUGGUAAAAUCUGUGAAUAAUUUACCAAAUCCACGACAAAUUCUGCAGUGCAAUAACUCACCUUCCAUUUCUACAAAUUCCUGCCUGAGUCAUUUUAGAACCACCACGUGUACCAGAUGCCUUUCUGGCUCUAAGAAUUAGCUGCCAAACACAGACAAAUUCACUAACCUAGCUACAUUCUGCUAGAGUGAGAGAGAGAGAGGGAAGAGAAGAGAAGAGAAGGUAUCCCAACAUAAAAGGGGAAAGAAAACACACAUACACAGCUAGCAAGUGAUCACUGAACACAAAAAAUUGUUAAAGCAUGAGAGGCAAAGCUUGUAAAGAAAACUGGAGGUUUUAUAAGAAACCAAACUUAGGCUUUCCUGCUCUGAUUCUCUCAUGCUCAUUUUUCUUUAUGGCCGGCCUGUUUGCCUCAAAUCUUCUUCUCUCUCAGGGUACAUCAAGUGAUGGAAGGUGGCUGAGGGCAAGAGCAAGGCAACUCCAAUCAGUGGAGGAAGAGAUUAUUAGCAAGUAUGAUCUAUUACCAAGUGGAGAGAGUGGAGAUGAUUUUAUUACCCUUAUCCCGUUUCAGGUUUUAAGCUGGAGGCCGCGAGCACUAUAUUAUCCAGGUUUUAUAACCGCAGAGCAGUGUCAGCACAUAAUUAACAUGGCAAAGCCAAGCCUUCAGCCUUCAACUUUGGCUUUACGGAAGGGAGAAACUGCAGAAACCACAAAAGGAAUCAGAACAAGCUCUGGCAUGUUUGUUUUUUCUUCCGAAGACCAAGCUGGAGUCUUACAAGUCAUCGAGGAAAAAAUUGCUCGGGCCACCAUGAUUCCAAGUACUCAUGGAGAGGCUUUCAAUGUCCUGCGCUAUGAGAUUGGCCAAAAGUAUGAUGCUCAUUACGAUGCGUUCAAUCCUGCAGAAUACGGGCCUCAAACGAGCCAAAGGGUGGCCACAUUCUUGCUGUAUCUAUCUAAUUUUGAAGAAGGCGGGGAGACCACAUUUCCGAUUGAGAAUGAUGAAAACUUUGAAGGAUAUGAUGCCCAGAAAUGCAACGGUUUAAGGGUAAAACCACAUCAAGGGGAUGCAAUUCUGUUCUACUCAAUAUUCCCUAACAAUACAAUUGACCCGGCAUCUCUUCAUGCAAGCUGUCAUGUAAUCAAAGGGGAGAAAUGGGUGGCUACUAAGUGGAUUAGAGAUCAAGUACAAGUUUAAAUUGUUCAUCGCUGUUUUACCCAAGUUUCUUCUAGGAAAGGAUCUUUGCUGAUGCUAUAUUUUGGGAUUGUAAAAUGCUUCUAGGACAAGAGUAAUCUCUCAUGUUACAUCGCAAUUUUAGAGGAUUAAACAGUGGAUGAUCAUUCUCUCCUGUUAUUGGAGAAAGGCUUCUUUCAAGUA
Populus nigra (black poplar) is the source of this 1378-nucleotide messenger RNA. RefSeq names its product probable prolyl 4-hydroxylase 9. Gene Ontology annotation, cellular component: endoplasmic reticulum. The coding region runs from base 305 to 1198 and encodes 297 amino acids. The transcript is spliced from 8 exons. The record is from RefSeq and is a predicted model, not a curated record. Gene Ontology annotation, biological process: peptidyl-proline hydroxylation to 4-hydroxy-L-proline. NCBI's taxonomy places the organism in Eukaryota, Viridiplantae, Streptophyta, Magnoliopsida, Malpighiales, Salicaceae. Gene Ontology annotation, molecular function: iron ion binding; L-ascorbic acid binding; procollagen-proline 4-dioxygenase activity.